Messenger RNA from Linnemannia hyalina, 2520 nucleotides. The record is from the annotation of a GenBank genome assembly. Lineage: Eukaryota; Fungi; Mortierellomycota; Mortierellomycetes; Mortierellales; Mortierellaceae.
AUGGCUCCACGACUGCCACGGCCAUUCGAGCUGAACCCCGACCUGAAAGCUGCCCUUCGCGUCGAGUCAUUCCAAGGCACGUUCAGCUCCAAGGCUUUCAUCGAAAAGCUAUCCAAUGGAAUCAUUCAGACACGUAUCAAGGAAAACUCCAAUACCUUCGACCCAAAGCCAUUCAUCCGCACAUUCGAAAGUUCCCUGGAGGAACUCGAAAAGUUGGCGAGCAAGAUGCAGAAGCACACGAUAGAGCUUGAGCGAGAGACACAGAAGGAGGAAUUGGCGUUCAAGAAGCAGGUCAAGGAGCUAGGUUCAGGAUUCGGGGAUGUUCAAUCGACACUUGAGAGCUUGGACUCGCGCAUCAGCGAAGUCGGAAGCACAGCUAUCAGGAUCGGUGAGAAACUAGAGACCGCGGACAAACAGAGGGCAAGGGCAGUGCUGUCAAAAAAGCUCAUGGAAUACUUUAUGCAGUUCAACGACGGAGGAUGCCCAACAUUGGAUUCGCUCAUGACACAGCAAGGACUGGAGGGACAGAUUGAGGCAGCCAGGAUUCUUCGUCAGCUCGCAGUGAUCUCCAAGGAAGUCGACUUGCCUGAAACACAAGUGGCAAGAGACGGUAUUGAAAAGUUCAGGGAGCAGUUCGAGACAGACAUGUUAUCAUCGUUUGACAAAGCAUACCGGCAAGCAGACCCCAAAGUCAUGGCACACUGCGCCAAGGCACUACUGGAGUUCAAUGGAGGCCACUCUUGUGUUCAAAUCUAUGUCAACCAGCACGACUUCUUCAUGCUUCACUCCAAGGUCAACGAGUCCGCCCCUCUCGAAGGCCCCAACCACGAGGAUCUUACCAACCCAGUCGCGGCUAUCCCACCCAUCGACGCAGGACUCAUCAAACUGUACGACGACAUUCGGACAACGGUCGAUCAGGAGGCAGAGAUUAUCUCGAUGGUCUUUCCCAACCCCGCUGCCGUUUUCCAAGUCUUUAUUCAGCGUGUUUUUGAGCAAUCCAUUCAACAAUUCAUCGAGACACUUUUGGAAAGAUCGCAGGCGAAAUCGACGCUUGCCUACCUUCGAACCCUUUCGUCGAUCCACGAUCACACCAUUCAUUUAGUCGUGGACUUGAAGAUGUGCGAAGAUACCCUCAAGGUCGGCAUCAAUGCGAACGUCAAGGGAUCCAACAUUUCAGUCACGACCCAACCCCUCUCACAAACAUUAGAUCGUUGUUUGGACGAUCUUUUCGUCCCCUUCUUGGAGGGCGACCGAUACCUCGAGAAGGAGUUGCAGUCAUUGUGCGAGAUCUACGAUUCCAUGUUGGCGAAGUUCACGGCGUACCAGCUUCAGCGCCGUGGAGGAAAUAAGUUCAGAGCCAUCAUUACGCGUACCUUCAACCAAAUCAUUGAUUCCAACAAGACGACUCUCCCUCCUGUCGUCCUGGAGAACUUUGCGACAGUCAAGAACCCAGAGAAAUACCAGGAUAUGAAGGUUGCCGAUGAUGAUGGAGCUCUUUCGGUGGAGCUUGUUGUCAAGCUGCUUAAGAUCCAUUCCGAGAGUGUUCUCAGGAGCCUAGGACUCUUGCCCGUCUCUGGAAGACCCAAACACACGGCUGUACUGUUCCAGCUUUUGACGGACUACAUUGGAAUGCGUUACAUUGACGCUGCUCUGGACUCUGCUAUGGAAGAUUUGUCAGCACUGGACCCCAAGUUCCCGCCAGAUCUGCGACCCAUGAAGCGCGUCAAGCUUGUGAACGGAAUUAUUCACUUGAUCCAGAUGCACUUCCAAACCACAAUCUUGCCAUUGACGGUACCGUCGCCUCAAGUGUACCGUGACACGGUCAUCCAGAAGAACAAACUAAUGGCAAACGUGGAAGCCAAGGCGAACGCGACCAUCCAGAAGGAGAUUGACGUGAUUCUGGCCUGGUUGGAGACGUGCUUAGGCAGACAGCGAAAGUCAGAUUUCAAGCCUAAGGAUGACGAGAUUGACUUGACAGGACUCGCAACCAAGCCCUGUAUCGACUGCUGCGAGUUUUUGAGGAGAAUGUACGAGACGACCAAGAAGUGCUUCGAUGGCAAGAACAUUGAGAUGUUCUGUAAUGAAGUCGGUGUCACCUUCCACGGAAUGCUUCUUGAGCACUUCAAGAAGUUCCAGAUCAGCCCUGUCGGAGGAGUGCUGCUCACAAAGGAUAUUGCCAAGUAUCAAGAAUCGGUCAAGGCAUGGAACAUCCCCUCACUGAACGAACGCUUCGAGAUGCUCCGUCAGCUCGGAAACGUGUUCUUGGUCAAACCCGAGAUCCUGCCCUCCGUUCUGAACGAGGGUUACCUAGCCAAGGUCGACUUCAAGAGCCUGUACCCGUACCUUCAGAUGCGUGUUGAUUUCAAGACGUCCAAGAUUGACAAACUGUUCGAGAAGCUAAACCUGACGAUUGGUAACGGAAAUGGCAACGGACCUGCCAGUAGUGGAGCUUCAAGCAGAAUGGCACAGUUGGAGGACCUCACUGGCGCCAAGUUCUUGAGCUACUCUCUCCAUAGAUAA